Messenger RNA from Syzygium oleosum, 1590 nucleotides. RefSeq lists its product as uncharacterized. Bases 476 to 1147 code for a protein of 223 amino acids. The transcript is spliced from 6 exons. The record is from RefSeq and is a predicted model, not a curated record. NCBI's taxonomy places the organism in Eukaryota, Viridiplantae, Streptophyta, Magnoliopsida, Myrtales, Myrtaceae.
CAACUUGGCCAGAAGAACAAGGCAGUACAACAUUGACACGGCCCCUUUUGACUCCGUUUCGCACCAAACUGUAACUUAUAUAAAUGGCCCCGUCUCUAGAGCCUUCUUAGACCCCUCAUCCUUCAUCAGAGGCUGAUCAUCAUCGUAAUCAUCAUCAUCAUCAGCCCCUUCUUCUUUUCAGCCAAAUUUUAUUCUGGGACAUCCUCGCUUUCACCUCCUCUUUACCUCCAGGAGACAAUGCUAGAGCCUAGAGGUUCCGUGCGGGAUUGUUUCGUCGUUUUGCCUUCGAACUCGGUCACCCAUUUUCGUCAUACGAACAUGGGUUCGGAGUUAAAUUCGUCGACAUAGCAAUUGCGAGCUUUUGUCAUUGGGGCCUUGGUGGAUUCGGAAAGGACGGAUUUUUUUUGUUGAAUUUUCUUGGGUUUGGAUCAAAGAGAGGAAGAAGCGAAGGCGUAGAUUGAAGUGAAGAGAAUCAAUGGCGAGUGGAAGAGAAGAGAAGAAGAAGAAGGCGAAGGAUUUGUACGCGGUUCUGGGGUUGAACAAGGAAUGCACGGCUUCAGAGCUGAGGGACGCGUAUAAGAAACUCGCUCUGAGGUGGCACCCAGAUCGAUGUUCAGCUUCGGGAAGCUCCAAGACCGUGGAAGAGUCCAAGAAGAAAUUCCAGGCUAUUCAGCAAGCCUAUUCGGUGUUAUCUGACGCGGACAAGAGGUUCUUGUACGACGUAGGAGUCUACAACGACGACGACGACGGCGAUGACCUCGGGAUGGGCGAGUUCUUGAGCGAGAUGGCCGUUAUGAUGAGCCAAACCCAGUCCGGUGAAAAUGGGGAGGAGACAUUGGAGGAACUUCACGACCUGUUCAAUGAAAUGUUUCAGGCCGACAUCGAGGCGUUCGCUUCCGACUCCCACACUCUGACCCCUAACGCGUGUUCGACUUCGUCCUCGUCUUCGUACUUCUCUUACCGAGCGAGCUCCGGCUCAAGUAAUAAGCGGGUUGCCCCGGACAUCAGUAGAGUCAAGGCGGAGGGCUCGUCUGGCUUCGAUGCCCACUUCCAGAGUUUUUGUUUUGGGACAGAUGGAGCAGGAGGAAGAAAUCAGGAUAGGAAAGGGGGUCGCAGGAAGAAUCGCCGUAGCAACCAGCGGCAGUAGGCGGAGGCAGGGCAGGAAAAGGAAGAUCUCGUCUGGCGACGUCUCGUUGCACGACUUUUACGCUGUCUCUGCUGAAUGACAGUAAGCGCCAAUUCGCCGUUGCCAAUAAUCUCUGUCCAGAAAUUCAAGGCCAGCUUUUAGCACGUCGAACAUGAAGUUCAGAGCUUACAGGCAACUGCGAGUGGAAUUUCGAUCCAUGGUGGGAGUGGAAAGAGUGUUUUUGUGCGUGAUCCAUUUUAGGUCUGCGUUGAGACGAAGGAAUGUCUUUAGGAUUGCAUUAGAUUGUGUAUGAUCCAUUUGAGAUUUGCGUCGAGACGAAGGAAUUUCUUUAGAAUCGCGUUAGUCACGACGUGCUUUGUAAUCUUGUGAUGGUGGCUGUUCUCCUAAUCAAUGUUUAUUGGCUUAGUAGCACUCACGCUACUGAGAAGUUCCAUUUCCUGGAA